Ooceraea biroi (clonal raider ant) is the source of this 3335-nucleotide messenger RNA. RefSeq names its product GDP dissociation inhibitor (gene Gdi). Gene Ontology annotation, biological process: small GTPase-mediated signal transduction; vesicle-mediated transport; protein transport. Gene Ontology annotation, molecular function: Rab GDP-dissociation inhibitor activity. The record is from RefSeq and is a predicted model, not a curated record. Gene Ontology annotation, cellular component: cytoplasm. Lineage: Eukaryota; Metazoa; Arthropoda; Insecta; Hymenoptera; Formicidae.
GUCUUCCUUCCAUUCGACGUGUCGUGCUGUGUCGUGUCACGUAGAGUUGCAAUCGUGCAAUUUUUUCGCGAUCGCACGACGUCGUGAGUGAGCGACCGUCGGCGAGUGACAGAGACCGACGGACGUAACGUGCCCGUAAGGGAGAAACGCGUCCGCUCUCGCACAUAGACGUUCGAGUCGCGAUACCGUGUACUCUUCCGCACCUCUUCUCUCUCUCGUCUUUGUUGCUUCUUCUCUCGCUCCGUUUUCUCGUCCGGCGCAAACAUGAAUGAAGAAUACGACGCGGUCGUGCUCGGCACUGGCCUGAAGGAAUGCAUCCUCUCGGGUAUGCUAGCCGUCAGCGGCAAACGGGUGCUGCACAUCGACCGCAACAAGUAUUACGGCGGCGAGUCGGCCUCCAUCACGCCCCUCGAGGACCUGUUCGGCAAGUUCAAGGCUCCGUCGCCAGAUGAGAGUUAUGGCCGUGGUCGAGACUGGAACGUUGACUUGAUCCCCAAGUUCCUCAUGGCGAAUGGUCUUCUGGUCAAGCUACUCAUCCACACGGGCGUGACACGUUACUUGGAGUUUAAAUCAGUCGAGGGUUCGUACGUGUACAAAUCGGGCAAGAUCUCCAAGGUGCCAAUCGAUCAGCAGGAGGCCUUGUCCAGCGACCUGAUGGGCCUGUUUGAGAAGCGGCGGUUCCGCAGUUUCCUCAUGUGGGUGCAGAACAUGCGGGAGGACGAUCCAAAGACGUGGGAAGGCUUCGAUCCUUUCAACAACAACAUGAGUGCGCUCUACAAUAAAUUUAAUCUCGACAGGAACACGCAAGACUUUACCGGACACGCGUUAGCGUUGUAUAGGGACGACGACUAUAUAAGCCAAACCGCGAUAACCACCAUUAGGAGGAUCAAAUUGUACAGCGAUAGUUUAGCACGAUACGGAAAGUCGCCGUACCUUUAUCCGUUGUACGGCCUGGGUGAACUUCCUCAGGGAUUCGCGCGUCUUAGCGCCAUUUACGGUGGCACGUACAUGCUGGACAAGCCGAUCGAUGAAAUCAUCAUGAAGGACGGCAAGGUGGUUGGCGUUCGUUCCGGCGACGAAGUAGCUCAAUGCAGGCAAGUCUUUUGUGAUCCUACGUAUGUACCUGAUCGUGCGAAGAAAGUCGGUCAGGUGAUAAGAUGCAUAUGUCUGAUGGAUCAUCCGAUAUCAAAUACCGGCGACGCACUGUCAACGCAAAUCAUCAUUCCUCAGAAACAGGUCGGCCGCAAUUCCGAUAUCUACGUAUCCCUCGUAUCAUAUACUCAUCAGGUCGCGGCGAAGGGUUGGUUCAUCGCCAUGGUCUCGACCACAGUGGAGACAAAGAACCCGGAAGCCGAGAUCAAGCCUGGCUUGGAUCUGCUCGGUCCAAUCAGGCAGAAAUUCGUCAGUAUCUCUGAUUACAUGGUGCCGGUGGACGACGGUAUCAACAGUCAGAUAUUCAUCUCCACCAGCUACGACGCGACCACGCACUUUGAGACAACCUGUCUAGACGUGCUCGAUAUAUUCAAGCGCGCCACUGGCGAGGAGUUCGACUUCAACAAGGUGAAGCACGAGCUCGGCGACGAGGAUCAGUAACUGUAAUUGUGAAUUAUGCGCGUGCAUUUAUCGUAUAUACUUGGGAAAUCGAAGCGCUCAGUGAAUUCGCGUAUUCGAAUAAAAAUAAAAAACAACGCAUCGACGAUGCCGACCGCGUCGGUAUUUUGCGUGUAAGGCAGGUACUAUGGAACAAAUCAAGCUGCGAGCAGACCUGUGCCUAACUAUGUAGAAUUCUCUCUGAUAGAGAAUGAAAGACAGAGGUAAAAGUUGGCUAAAUUCUACAUCUUUCUCUCUAUCUCUCAGUCCCAGUCUUCGUCCUAAUCUUAUCCCGCUGGCACUCAUCGACCCUUCGGCAGAGUCUUGCAUUCGAACCACACGAAUCUUCUACGUUUAUACGGUAGAACUCUUCAACUCCAUUUCUACGACUCGGAACAUCGGAUUGUAAGGUUUCGGUCCUCUUGUAAAUUUAUAUUUUGCCAAUGUACGUUCGAAUGAAUAAUAAUACAAGAAAGGAGACGUCCGUCACUGCGUGUAAUAGAUAUCUAUCAUAUUUUAACGAAACGUAUAAGAUAUAAGCGAAACGUUCAACGGCAGAUUACAUUGUACAAAAGAAAAAGUGGAAAAUCUACAGAUUUGUGUUGCUACAUAAGGUUCAUAGAGAACGUGUUACUGAUAACUCACUAACGAUACAGUCAAUCUAGGUACCAUAUCUGUCUAGGUAAUUCCCAUAGGUGUAAACGAAACAUCGAUUAUUGCGUAAAAGAAAAAAAACUUACGUUGUCCGUGUUCGGGCUUUAAACUGCGAUUUGUCGAGUUGCAUUUAGCGUUUCGGGCAGAAUAAUCGCGAUCGAGCAGCGGCAUAGUCUAGCGCCAUGGACUGUCGACAGGCGAGCGAAUGUGUUCUAUUCGUAAUUUCCUAUUAUCGAUUCGCACGGCAAAAUUAGAACCGACAUCCAAGGUAUAACGCGUUGCUCGAUAUUCGCGAUCUUCGCGUAUAUACCGUUAUAACUAUUUCGUCCUCUACAUUCACUUAUUUUUAUUUUCAUUUGUCCUGACUUAGGAAAAAAAAUUUUGUAAUUGAUAGUACGGCUAGAUAUUUUCAAUGUGCGCUCAGAAACAGAAUUAGGAAUAGGAGAAUCGCAUUCUCAUACACGCUUGAGACAAAAGUCGGCGUAUUCGGAAAUUGCUCGGGAAAAAAAAAGAAAAGAACCGAAAAUUAAUAUCUAUGCGAUAAGAGAAGGGACGUCCGGAGUGGCCAAGCAUUUCACAUUAGAUAUAAUAUAGGUCUAUAUAUAGUAUAUAGAUAUAUAUAUAGAAAGAUAUGUAUACAUAUAUAUAUAUAUAAAUAUGAGAAAAUGAAAUCGUUGAAGUAUUGUUGUUUCGUGUGAACUUGAGAUAUCUGUAUUAUUUCUUUUGCAUAAGAAGCGCGGGCGUAUCAUGUAAAAUUAUCAUUAAUCGUUACCUGAUAAGACGAGGAGGACGAGGAAACGCGAAUACUCACGUGUGCACAUCGAUUGCCGAUUAAUGAUGCAAAUACGUCUGCACGAUUGUCUAAGAGGCGAUGGGUAACCGUCAUUUUCCUAGAUUCAUACUUUGCUUGCACUCUCUCUCUCUGGGUUAUGGCGAGUUACAUGCAAUUUCGCACGAUUAUGUACGAAAAGAUUUGGUGAAAAAUGGGUACAACGGACACGCACUUGUCACAACCACGAUGGAUAGCUUUUGCUGUUAUCCGUCAACUUGUAACACACGAGAGCAGAAUGGAAUAAAUGAUAUUGUAUUAA